Vespa crabro (European hornet) is the source of this 2590-nucleotide messenger RNA. RefSeq names its product MICOS complex subunit Mic60 (gene Mitofilin). Gene Ontology annotation, cellular component: MICOS complex. Gene Ontology annotation, biological process: cristae formation. Bases 78 to 1871 code for a protein of 597 amino acids. The record is from RefSeq and is a predicted model, not a curated record. Lineage: Eukaryota; Metazoa; Arthropoda; Insecta; Hymenoptera; Vespidae. The transcript has 13 exons.
UUCCGUUCAGUGGCCAGCUGUUUUGUACCAUCGUUCCCUCUUUUCCUUCGGCUGCCUGACCGGCCAACCCGAAAAAGAUGUUUCGAAUUGGACUCAAAUUUUCGUGCAACGGUCUAAAUGGGGUAAAAAAACACGGUUACUCUAGACUGUAUCUAACUGCCAGGUACUAUGAAACGCGUGCUCGUGUCAAGUGUGAACCGGAGGGAAAGUUUUGCAAGGAUGUUAGACUUACGUCCAGACUUUCUGGACAUAAGUAUUCAACCGAUUCCAAGAGAAGCGAGAAGAGCAGAAGUUCCGGUACAUUGGUAGCUUUAGGAGCCUUAACUAUCGGGACCAUAGGUGUAUUGGCUUUUGCGAAAACUAAUCCAGACUUUCGAGCGACAUUAGAAGGAUGGAUACCAGGAACGGAUAAAACAAUACGAAUCAUCUUUCAGGAAGACUCUAAUUAUUUAGAGUUAAUCCUUACACGUUUAGAUGCUCUGAAGGAGAAAAUAUCAAAUAUAACUUCCAUUUUCUACAAGGGUACAUCGGAAAAAGAAGAAUCAGGUCAGGUUAAUCGAAAAUCAUUAGAUUGCACGAAGUUUGAAGAUUAUAAACCUCCAAAAUCAGCAUUUGUAGAAUUGAUAAACAAGAAGGAAUCAUCUACUAAAGAACCUUAUGCUGAAAUUCGAGUAAGCAAAGAAACUAAAGAAAAUCAAGAAGAAAUUCAAGGCGUUACUGAAAAGCCAGCAUCUAAAGAAAUACCAAAAGAAUUAAUGCCGGAAAAUCUCGUCGAGUUGGAAACAUUUUGUGGCCAAACUGCAGCUAAAGCUAUUGCUGCUUAUAAGACAGCAAUAUGUGCAUUACAGGAUUACAAUCAUGAUGUAAUUAAAGUAGUAGAAAGUGUCGAUACAUCGGUACCCUCUAGCAUUUGGAAGAGAUUAAAAGAGGCCACGGAAAAAAGGGAAGAAGCAUUGCGUGAAGCAGAGGAACAUGCUACUAAAGUCUUAGAUUCGCUCAAACAAAUGUAUUAUUUGAUCGAUGAGCCCAAAUUUGAUGCACCAGCUCAUGUGAAAACUGCGGCAAGAAGAAAUAUCAAAAAAGUGUUGGAUGAUCUUGACGAUGUCAAACAGAAAUUCGAAGAUGAGUUGGAACAUGGAAAUAUUACUGAACGUUAUUGGAAACAAGUGAGAGCGGCUCGAGAGAAAUUUGAGGAGGAAUUAUACUUUGUUAUAGCACGCAUUGAGGAGGAAAAAGGAGCUUCGAAUGCUCAGCUCCUUUGGUCAGCUUGUAUGGCAUUAGCCAGAGCGGUGAAGGUUACGUCAUCCUCGAGUGAACCUACUAUAAGGCCUCUGGAACCCGAAAUUAAGGCCAUUGCUAACGCAGCAUCAAAAGAAGAUCCAUUGGUUGCUGCUGCGAUCGACGGUAUCCCUGUAGAAGCUGCGAAGAGAGGUGUUUAUCCGGAGGAUAUUCUUCGUAAAAAGUUCCUCGAUAUAGAGAAACAAGCGAGAAGAUUAGCGUUGGUUCCAGAGGAAGGAGCAGCUCUACCAAUUCAUCUUCUUAGCUAUCUUCAAAGCGUUUUGAUUGUGAACACUGAUAUACCGAAGAGCGAAAUCGAAGACGCUCCUAUUGACGUGAAUUCUCUCAACACGUACGACAUACUCCAACGUGCGAGGUAUUGGCUGGAUCGAGGAGACUUCAAGAUGACUCUACGUUACAUGAAUCUAUUGAAGGGUGCACCCAAAUCCAUUGCCAGAGAGUGGAUGAACGAAACGAGAAUCUUGCUGGAAACUCAACAGGCUAUCGACACUCUGAUGGCAUAUGCCGGAGUGACGGGCCUCAUGUUUAUCGGUGGUCCUGACUCGCCCAAGCUAUCGGCCGGACAAAAGUAAAACCGGAUAAAAGUUGGACACGAUCAAAAGCGAGGCCAGAUAAAAUAAAAAAUAUAGCCAGAAUGUAUGUAUGAAUGUAUGUACGAUAGAUAGAGAGAGAAAGUGAGAGAGAGAGAGAGAGAGAGAGAGAAAGAGAGAGAGAGAGAGAGAGAGAGAGAGAGAGAGAGAGAGAGAGAAGGGUGAAGCAGUGAAUGAACAAAAGAACAAAUUAUCGGCAUCGACUGUCGGCCUUGAAUGGGGUCUGUCUAAUUUUAAAGAAAUUAUUCCAUUCAAGGAUAUAUAUUAUUACGAAAAGGAGCCAGUACUUCCCUUUGCUAAUUUUCAGAAAAUCGUUUUUCUAUAAUUAAUUCGCGCAAUUUAUACAUGACGCGACUGUUAUAGGAGAAAAUAACGCUUCGUUGAUAACAAUAAAGAAAGAUAUCGUUUAAUAUGUUACGUUAAAGAAACGUUAACGACUAUUUCUAAUUGUUUCUUCGUUGAAUGUCCAGAAUCGAUGACCAGAAUCGAUGUCCAGAAUCGAUGUCCAGAAUUGGAUUUUAAAACAACAAGAGUAUAAUAAAAAAUAAACAAGAAAAAAAAAGAAUAAAGUAUUAUUCAUAAGUAAUGCUAACUAAAACCGAGGUCGAAGCGUUAAUACGUUUUUCGCACGGCUAGUCGAAAUAUCUCGAUCAAAAGUUGGUCAAGGUAUAUGAAAUUAAAUAUUGUUGUACACAAUAUAA